AUGGAAAAGAGUGAAGAAGAAAAGAUCGUGAUUGUUGGAGGAGGAAUAUGUGGACUUGCCACUGCUCUUGCUCUUCACAGGAAAGGCCUAGAAAGUAUAGUAUUAGAAAAAUCAGAGAAGUUGAGAGCCACCGGAGCUUGUAUUAUAAUGCAACCAAACGGGUGGCGAGCUCUCCAUCAACUCGGCAUUGCCUCUAAACUUCGGCAAACUGCUCUUCCUAUACAAUCGGGACAUUACAUUACGGUUAAGGAUGGUAAGCACACAGGUUUGCCGGUUGGAAAUGGUGGUGAAUGUAGAUGCUUGAGACGCAGUGACUUGAUGAAGACAUUAGCUGAGGAAUUGCCACCAAAUACCGUCCGCUUGGGAUGCAAAGUGGUUUCCAUAAAAGUAGAUGCCAACACGUCUGCUUAUUCCAUUCUUCAUCUACAUGAUGGAACUAUGCUCAUGCCCAGGGUUAUAAUUGGAUGUGAUGGUGUGAACUCAGUGGUUGCAAGCAUUGUUGGACUAAACUCGUCGAGGCAUUUCUCUACAUGCGCCAUUAGAGGUGUGACUCAUUAUCAAACACUUCAUCCAUUUGGCACCGCCUUCUAUCUUUUCGACAAAGAUGGUGUUCGCCUUGGACUUCUGCCCAUCAAUCACAAUGACGUCUAUUGGUUUUUAACUCGGAAACUAACUUCCACAGAUUCAAUGGUUUCGAAAGACCAGAGGCUCAUCAAAGAGUCAACUGUGGAAGCAAUAAAGGGUUUCCCUAACCACAUAACGGAGAUGAUAAACAACAGCGACGUCGACUCCUUACAUCUGACUGAUCAAAUGAGGUAUCGAGCACCUUGGGAUUUGCUUCGAACCAAAUUUUGUAAAGGGACGGUGACACUCGCCGGGGAUGCGUUGCAUGCAAUGGCUCCAUUCCUCGCACAAGGUGGGUCCGCAUCGUUAGAGGAUGCGGUUGUGCUUGCCAGAUGCUUAUCGCAAAACAUGGGCAUCUCCCUUGAUCCAACCGGUAUGAAAGCAGCAAGGGCAGCGUUAGAUCAAUAUGCUAAGGAGCGAAAAAUGAGAGUGUUUUGGUUGUCUUUGGAAACUUUUGUGGUGGGAACCAUGCAUGAUACUUCUGCUUUGCUGGUAAGAGGCUUAUGCAUUAUUACCCUAAUUAUUCUGUUUAGAGACAAAAUUGCUAACACCCGCUAUGAUUGUGGACGUCUUUGAGUAGCUGGAAAAUCACACGUGGUACCCACAACAUGUUUGAAUUUAUGCGUCUCUGGGAUGUUAAUGCACUCGAACUAUUAUUUGUUGGUGAAUAGAAGUGACGAAACAACUCGGUCUCCUCACUUUGAAACGUAUCAUUUUAUUAACAUUUUUAGAAAACAUUUUCAA
This is a messenger RNA of Gossypium raimondii (Peruvian cotton), 1368 nucleotides long. Its product is annotated as monooxygenase 1. The record is from RefSeq and is a predicted model, not a curated record. NCBI's taxonomy places the organism in Eukaryota, Viridiplantae, Streptophyta, Magnoliopsida, Malvales, Malvaceae. The transcript has 6 exons. Bases 1 to 1200 code for a protein of 399 amino acids. Gene Ontology annotation, molecular function: FAD binding.